AUGCCGUUUGCCCUUCCUUUCAGGACGAAUCCGCUGGAGACAGGCUUUGAGGGGCCAGUGCUGUUCGUUCGCUUUUAUGAUACACCCGAUUCAGGCAUGGACCGGCGGACGCCCCUGCCCAGCGAUGAGUGGGAGCGCCUGCGCGCUGCAGCGGACGCAUGCGUGGACAUUCCAGUCCUCAUGAGCUCCUUGCCUGCCGCCAUCAAGAGCGCCGUGGCACAAUCCAGGCAGUAG
This is a messenger RNA of Coccomyxa subellipsoidea C-169, 234 nucleotides long. RefSeq lists its product as hypothetical. The coding region runs from base 1 to 234 and encodes 77 amino acids. The record is from RefSeq and is a predicted model, not a curated record. The transcript has 2 exons. NCBI's taxonomy places the organism in Eukaryota, Viridiplantae, Chlorophyta, Trebouxiophyceae, Coccomyxaceae.